CUCCACAUCCACAACCAUACAAAACCCGUCAAAAAAAUUCCAGAUAGGCUUUAGCGGAUGAGGCGCGCCAAAACCUCUCUGCAACUACCACCAACUUCCAUCUCCAGUGAGUUAGUGACCAGUCAUGGCAUUCCCUUUAUCCUCCGCCAUCAUCUCUCACAGGCUCUCCUUCAAUGUCUCCAUUGCUCCCUCUACCCCAAGGUCAAAUCUCAAACCAAUCCAUUUCAUAUUUUGCUUCAAUGGGAAAGACCCAGAAAGAUCAGGCCGCUCCAGAGUUCAUUGCCUGCCCAAAAAUAAUCAUCUAAAGGAACUCAAAGACCAGCAGCAUGGUACUCUUACCAAUUCCUACAUAUCAACUCGUGGACAUACAAACAAACUUCAAAGUCUAAUUGCUGUGAUCCUUGUGUUUGUCCAAAUAUCUUCUCCACUUCCUUUGGUUGGUUGGGACGUUUUGCCUAUAUCACCUGCAAAUGCAGUUCUUUAUUCUCCAGACACCAAGGUUCCCAGAUCAGGAGAACUAGCUUUAAGGAGGGCAAUCCCUGCAAACACAAACAUGAAGACCAUACAGGAUUCUCUGGAGGAGAUUUUGUAUUUGCUAAGAAUUCCACAGAGAAAGCCUUAUGGAACCAUGGAGGGAAAUGUGAAGAAAGCUUUAAAGAUAGCAACAGAUGAAAAGGAUUCAAUUCUGGCAAGCAUACCAACAGACUUGAGGGAGAAGGGCUCCACAUUAUAUGCAUCUCUAAUCGAUGGAAAGAAUGGAUUGCAAGCUCUUCUUGCAUGUAUAAAGGAUAAGGACCCAGAUAAAGUAUCAGUAGGCCUCGCAUCUUCACUGGAUACCAUUGCUGAGCUGGAGUUGUUACAGGCUCCAGGCUUGUCAUUUUUGUUACCCGAGCAAUACCAGAGAUACCCAAGGCUUACAGGGAGAGGAAUUGUUGAAUUGACCAUAGAGAAAGGUGAUGGUUCAACAUUUUCUCCUGAAGCCGGUGGUGAACCAAGAAAGACUGCCAAAAUUCAGGUUGUUAUAGAUGGAUAUUCAGCACCAUUAACAGCAGGGAAUUUCGCAAAACUGAUAAUUGAUGAGGCAUACAAUGGGGCAAAGCUCCGCUCUACCGACCAAGCUGUUCUUUCAGACAACGGUCUUGACAAGAACAAUGGUUAUAGUGUUCCUCUAGAGAUAAAGCCAUCUGGGCAAUUUGAGCCCUUAUACAGAACAAAAUUAGAUGUGCAGGAUGGGGAAUUGCCAACUCUUCCACUAUCUGUUUAUGGAGCUGUUGCUAUGGCGCAUAGUGAAGUCAAUGAGGAGUACUCAUCACCGUAUCAGUUUUUCUUCUAUCUUUAUGAUAAAAGAAAUGCUGGCUUGGGAGGGUUAUCUUUUGAUGAAGGAGAAUUCUCAGUUUUUGGAUAUGCAACUGCUGGGAGAGAUAUUCUCUCACAGAUAAAAACAGGAGAUGUGAUUCAAUCUGCAAAGCUGAUCGACGGUCAAGAUCGUCUUGUAUUGCCAGAUGAGAAGUGAUUUGCUCUCUUGUCAAUCAGGACUCCCUUUCAUUCUUUGUAUUUGUUGUAUUUUAGGAGGUAGCAGCCUGAUUUUCUUGGUGCAGGUUGUGCUAUCAAGUUUGUGCAUCUUUUUUUCUUCUUCUUUCUGGUUUCAUGUGUCACUUAAAUUAUGCUGUUUCCAUUUGAAGUUCGAGUUUCUCGUGUGAAAAUUGAAAACUGUUAUUGUUGUCCUUCUAUCUAGUAAGUUUCCAUUUUCAUCCGUCUUCAAA
This is a messenger RNA of Prunus persica (peach), 1763 nucleotides long. RefSeq names its product peptidyl-prolyl cis-trans isomerase CYP37, chloroplastic. The record is from RefSeq and is a predicted model, not a curated record. The transcript has 12 exons. Gene Ontology annotation, biological process: protein peptidyl-prolyl isomerization. NCBI's taxonomy places the organism in Eukaryota, Viridiplantae, Streptophyta, Magnoliopsida, Rosales, Rosaceae. Gene Ontology annotation, molecular function: peptidyl-prolyl cis-trans isomerase activity. Bases 125 to 1513 code for a protein of 462 amino acids.